Messenger RNA from Brassica oleracea var. oleracea, 1619 nucleotides. Its product is annotated as F-box/kelch-repeat protein At2g44130-like. Gene Ontology annotation, molecular function: protein binding. Gene Ontology annotation, biological process: regulation of phenylpropanoid metabolic process; negative regulation of cytokinin-activated signaling pathway. The record is from RefSeq and is a predicted model, not a curated record. Bases 181 to 1461 code for a protein of 426 amino acids. The transcript has a single exon. Lineage: Eukaryota; Viridiplantae; Streptophyta; Magnoliopsida; Brassicales; Brassicaceae.
ACCGAACCGUCGCGUAGUUUUAAACCACGACUCUAUCGUCCUCCUCCUUCCCUUAUAUAAAGGCUUUGCCACCUUCGUGUAACUUCAAACACGCUCAAAGUAAACUCCCAUCUUCUUCAGUGUUUGUUAAGCUCAAUUCAAACUCAACCCUCUUUGUUUCUUCUCUAACAAAGUAUAGUAAUGUCGAAAAAGAGAGCUGGUGACGUUUCAAAAGGUAUUCACAAAUCUCACGGUUUGAUUCCCGGUUUACCGUCUGAGUUAGCUAUCGAGUGUCUGGUCAGAGUACCGCACCGGUUCCAGUACGAUAUGAAGUCUGUUAGCCGUUCUUGGCGCAGCUUACUCUCUGACUCUUCGUUGACCAAAGAGCGGCAGAGAUGCGGCAAAGCAGAGCUGCUCCUUUGUUUGGUUCAACCGCUUACGCCGCCAAAUCCAGCGUCCAAAGCGGUUGGAGAGACAUUACUGGGUGACAAAGAAGUGGAGGAUGAUGAGUCACCGCGCGUUUCGGGGACGCCACGGUUUGGGUUGAGCGUUUACAACGCUACUAUGUCCACGUGGAACCGCGUCGCGUUUCCAGAUCAGCAGAUCCCGCUUUUCUGCGAGUGCGUCGCGGUUCAGGCCGCCGGGAAGAUUCUCCUCAUCGGCGGGUGGGAUCUGGAGACGCUACAGCCGGUGAAGGACGUCUACGUCAUCGAACUCGCCGGAGAAGGAAGCGGAAGGAGGUGGAGAAAAGGAGCGUCUAUGAACGAAGCGCGCUCCUUCUUCGCCUGCGCCACCGUCGGCUCGACGAAAGUGUACGUCGCCGGAGGACACGACGAUCAGAAGAACGCUUUGCGAUCAGCGGAGGUCUACGACGUGGAGAAAGACGAGUGGUUGAUGCUUACUCCGAUGACGGAAGGAAGAGACGAGUGUCAAGGACUCGCCAUGGGCCCCAAAAUAGCCCAUUUACAUUUUGACAAGGACGGCCCAUUAUCGGCCCACUUAUUUGACAGUUAUACCGUUGGGAUGGAGCUAGGAUUCUGCGUUUUGAGCGGUUAUGGAACAGAGUCUCAAGGGAGGUUCCGCUCCGACGGAGAAGUGUACGAUCCUGUAACAGACUCCUGGUCAAGAAUCGAAAACGUGUGGCCGUUUCCGGAUACAUGCCGUAGAGGCCGCGUCGCCGGAGAGAUCAGAGGCUCCUCCUCUAAGUUAUGGUGUUUCACUGACAGUAAGAGACGGUGGGAGACUGAAGACGAGUCAGGAAAAUGGAGACUUGAUCUUGAAAGUAUGCAGCUUCCCGUCACCGGAAGCUCGGUUUAUGGAGGAAGUUUAGGAGGUGAAGCGGUGGUGAUGAUUGGCGGGGGGAGUGAGAGCGAAGGUAGAGGAACGAUGAUGAGGAAGACGUCGGAAAAAUGGAGCCGUGUCCAUGAGAUUCCUUUUGGUUUCUCUACUCAACCAUUCUCACAUGCUUCAAUCUAUGUCUGAAAAUUUUAAUAGAUAUGAUGAAACCACAAACUGCUUUUGAUUAAAAGUGUUAUUAAAGUACAACAUUGUCUUUGUGAUCUGGUCUGAAGAUUCUAAAGAUAACCAUUGUACUUGUGAUCUUGUCUGAAGGAAAAGAAUUGUAAAAUGUUUUUUUUGAA